Fonsecaea multimorphosa CBS 102226 is the source of this 969-nucleotide messenger RNA. RefSeq lists its product as uncharacterized. The transcript has 4 exons. Gene Ontology annotation, molecular function: protein heterodimerization activity; DNA binding; DNA-binding transcription activator activity, RNA polymerase II-specific. The record is from RefSeq and is a predicted model, not a curated record. Gene Ontology annotation, biological process: regulation of DNA-templated transcription. NCBI's taxonomy places the organism in Eukaryota, Fungi, Ascomycota, Eurotiomycetes, Chaetothyriales, Herpotrichiellaceae. Bases 1 to 969 code for a protein of 322 amino acids. Gene Ontology annotation, cellular component: nucleus; CCAAT-binding factor complex.
AUGGAUCAACAACAGAAGACGGCUGCUCCGGUCUACGACCUUUCUCAGGGCGGUCACUACGGAGCCAGCGCCGCGUUGUCAGCUCAAGGCUACGUUCCUCAUACCGAAUUGUACUCGGGACUAUGGUCAAAUAUCAACCAAGGGCUUACUGGGCCUUCUAGGGAAAUCCUGGCAACGUAUUGGCAACAGACCAUCAACCAUCUCGAGACGGACACCCACGACUUCAAGAUCCAUCAACUGCCUCUGGCAAGAAUCAAGAAGGUCAUGAAAGCGGACCCGGAGGUCAAGAUGAUCUCCGCUGAAGCUCCCAUCCUCUUUGCAAAAGGCUGCGACAUCUUCAUCACAGAACUUACCAUGCGCGCUUGGAUCCACGCCGAGGACAAUAAGAGACGGACUCUGCAACGUAGCGACAUAGCUGCAGCCCUUGCGAAGAGCGACAUGUUCGACUUUUUGAUCGACAUUGUCCCCAGAGAAGACAGCGCCGGGCACGGGAACUCGAAACGGCCCAACACCAGCGGCCAAGCUGCGGCCGCGCAAGUUCCUCAACAACAAACUCAACAACAAAUGCCACACCCAGACUACGGCAUGCAGCAUGGGACAAUGGGCCCACCUGACAGCCAAUACGGAAGACCCCAAAUGUACCCGGGCCAUAUGGGCGGUGAUGCGCAACAAGAUCCUAGUCAAGGCUAUGGUCAACCUCCGCAAAUGUUCACUGGCGGCGAGAUGUACAAUCCUUAUGCCCAGGGACAGUUUGGUGGCACUGGUGCUCAACAGGCCAGAGACCACAAAGUCAAGGAUAUGGAGGUCCAAGGCCUGGCACUGCUGGCAGAGAUCAGCAGGUCAAUGAGCAAGGUUAUGGACCUGGCUAAGGACCCAGAUCAGAUCGGACUCUCCGCCACCACCACAAGUGCCAGAAGAUUUCAAGACUUUACCAUUGGAAGGACCAAAAUUGAUACCACUGCCGUUUGA